Molecule: messenger RNA, 4099 nt
Organism: Salvelinus fontinalis (brook trout)
Lineage: Eukaryota; Metazoa; Chordata; Actinopteri; Salmoniformes; Salmonidae
Gene: rab34b
Product: RAB34, member RAS oncogene family b
Exons: 3
Coding region: 145-2040 (631 amino acids)
Biological process (GO): phagosome-lysosome fusion; endocytosis
Molecular function (GO): GTPase activity; GTP binding
Source: RefSeq, a predicted model, not a curated record
CUCCUGAUCAGUUGGCCUACAUGGAGCAGGAGGCCAUUAGACUGUCAGAGGAGAUCAGAGCUGAGUACUGGACUGUGUCUGCUAAGUCAGGGGAGAGUAUCAGGGAGUUUUUCUUCCGGGUAGCGUCUCUAACCUUUGAGGCCAAUGUGCUGGCAGAGCUCGAGAAGACUGGCUCCAGACGUGUUGGUGACAUUAUCAGAAUCACAGAGAGCACAGAAGAAGAGUACAAACCAACCAAGAGGAAAGCAACCUGCUGCUGAUGGGGAAGGAUACACUUCACACACAGGACAACACUACACAGAAAAACACAAUACAGGACAACACAGGACAACACAACAACACUACACAGGACAACACAACAACACAACACAGGACAACACAACAACACUACACAGGACAACAACACAACACUACACAGGACAACACAACAACACAACACAGGACAACACAACAACACUACACAGGACAACAACACAACACUACACAGGACAACACAACAACACAACACAGGACAACACAACAACACUACACAGGACAACAACACAACACUACACAGGACAACACAACAACACUACACAGGACAACACAACAACACUACACAGGACAACACAACAACACAGGACAACACAACAACACAGGACAACACAACAACAUUACACAGGACAACACAACACAACAACAUUACACAGGACAACACAACAACACAACAACAUUACACAGGACAACACAGGACAACACAACAACACUACACAGGACAACACAACAACACACAGGACAACACAACAACACUACACAGGACAACACAACAACACUACACAGGACAACACAACAACAACAUUACACAGCACAACACAACAACACUACACAGGACAACACAACAACACUACACAACACAACAACACAACAACAUUACACAGGACAACAACACAACACUACACAGGACAACACAACAACACUACACAGGACAACACAACAACACUACACAGGACAACACAACAACACUACACAGGACAACACAACAACACACAGGACAACACAACAACACUACACAGGACAACACAACAACACUACACAGGACAACACAACAACAACAUUACACAGCACAACACAACAACACUACACAGGACAACACAACAACACUACACAGGACAACAACACAACAACAUUACACAGGACAACAACACAACACUAAACAGGACAACACAACAACACAACAACAUUACACAGGACAACACAACACAACACUACACAGGACAACACAACAACAACACAACAACACUACAUAGGACAACAACACAACACAACACAGGACAACACAACAACACUACACAGGACAACACAACAACACUACACAGGACAACACAACAACACAACACAGGACAACACAACAACACUACACAGGACAACAACACAACACUACACAGGACAACACAACAACACUACACAGGACAACACAACACAACACAGGACAACACAACACUACACAGGACAACACAACAACACAACACAGGACAACAACACUACACAGGACAACAACACAACACUACACAGGACAACACAACAACACUACACAGGACAACACAACAACACAGGACAACACAACACAACACAACACAACAACACAGGACAACACAACACUACACAGGACAACACAACAACACUACACAGGACAACAACACAACAACAUUACACAGGACAACACAACAACACUACACAGGACAACACAACACAACACAGGACAACACAACAACACUACACAGGACAACACAACAACACAACACUACACAGGACAACAACACAACACUACACAGGACAACACAACAACACAACACAGGACAACAACACUACACAGGACAACAACACAACACUACACAGGACAACACAACAACACUACACAGGACAACAACACAACACUACACAGGACAACACAACAACACUACACAGGACAACACAACACAUAACACUACACUACACAGGACAACACAAUACAUAACACUACACAGGAAAACACAACACAACACAGGACAACACAACAAAUAACACUACACAGGACAAAACAACAAAUAACACUACACAGGACAACACAACACAUAACACUACACAGGAAAACACAACACAACACAGGACAACACAACAAAUAACACUACACAGGACAACACAACAAAUAACACUACACAGGACAACACAACACAUAACACUACACAGGACAACACAACACAACAACACUACACAGGACAACACAACACAUAACACUACACAGGACAACACAACAAAUAACACUACACAGGACAACACAACACAUAACACUACACAGGACAACACAACAAAUAACACUACACAGGACAACACAACAAAUAACACUACACAGGACACUGAGGAUGACAUGGGAAGAUGAGAAUAAUACUGUUACACUCAAUUCCAGCAAAACAACUCUGAAUACUGAAGAAUGGGAGACUUGAAUGCCAGAACACAAUCAUGCAUCUGUGUGUUUGUACAAUGUGAAAGUGUUGUCUCAGUGAGGACGAUUCCAAUUCCAUGGACUGUCAGCUGAACGAGAGAAGAAGUAACAGCAACAGCAAUUACAUUUAUCCCCAACAAUCCAUGGAUAACAGAUUGCGUUCGUAGUCUUUUUUAAACGGUCAUAAAGAGAAAUAGGCAAAACUUACAUGGUCUUUAAAGCAGCUUAAGAGAAAUAGGCGAAGCACGUGGGCUGGAAGUCACCUCUAUAAUCACAAAACCAGGGUUUGGGUCUAAUGCUGCUCCUUUACGUGAAACCCCUUCCUUAAACAACUGGAGAUAGUGUAGGUCCCAUAGCUUUGAGUUUUCCCUGACCAUGUAACCGGACCAGGAAAUACUCUUAUCUAUCCCCUUCACCAGAGCCCGAAGCUGUGUAGUGUAGUAUGGUACAAUACAUGUAGCUCUGGUCUAAAGUAAUGUAGCUCUGGUCUAAAGUAAUGUAGCUCUGGUCUAAAGUAAUGUAGCUCUGGUCUAAAGUAAUGUAGCUCUGGUCUAAAGUAAUGUAGCUCUGGUCUAAAGUGAUGUAGCUCUGGUCUAAAGUAAUGUAGCUCUGGUCUAAAGUAAUGUAGCUCUGGUCUAAAGUAAUGUAGCUCUGGUCUAAAGUAACACUCAGAGUUAGUUUGGUUCUCAUUUGAGAUGUGGCCAGACAGAUUCCUGGAUUCUAGGUGAAGACGUCAGCAGCAAACGGCAUGCAGAUCUCCUCCGUCUCCUCCUGUCAUGUGUCUGGUCUGCUAAUGGGAUGAGUACGCUGCCUCCCAUGACCACCCAACAUCUCAAACACACCACAGCCACAAUAUAGACUCUGCUAAUGGGAUGAGUACGCUGCCUCCCAUGACCACCCAACAUCUCAAACACACCACAGCCACAAUAUAGACUCUCAGGGCUCCUAAAAUACAGGGAUUGUUUAAACACGAGAGAGAGAUGGGGAGAGAGUGAUACCGAUAGAGACGGAGAGAGAAUGAGAGAUGGGGAGUGAGAGAUAGAGGGGAGAGAGUGAGAGAUAGAAGAAUGUUUAAUUUACAUCUGAUGAUCUGGGACAGAUUGAAUUAAGACUGUCGUGAAGAGGGCAGAAGCAGGCCAGACAUUUAGGGCUACUGCUUUACCACGUCCUGAAAUGCUGUUUAUGCUUCUGAUUGUAUUAUAUUUUAUGUGAUUUGUGAUAUUUUAUGUCCUAUAAAAUCUAUUUGGAUGACUAUCAUUCACUGUUAAAGAUUGAUUUCACUCUUCAGAUGAGUAAUGGGAAGUUUAUUACUACGGCCUACACAAAAUGGCAAAUGCCUGUUUUUGUGUGUGUGUGUGUUUAAUAACACUGUACCAGUAGAGGCUGGUGGGAGGAGCUAUUUGUAUGUAUUAUGGAUCCUCAUUAGUUCCUGCCAAAGCAGCAGCUACUCUUCCUGGGGUCCAGCAAAAUUAAGGCAAUUUAAACAAUUUAAAAAACAAUACAUUCACAGAUUUGACAACUCACUGUGUGCCCUCAGGCCCCUACUCCACCACUACCACAUAGCUACAGUACUAAAUCCAUGUGUGUGUAUAGUGCGUAUGUUAUCGUGUGUGUGUGUAUACGCCAAUGUUUGUGUUGCUU